AUGUCUCCCCUCAACCGCCCAGUGCCUUCUUCCUUUUGCCUGGAGCCCACAUACUUGAACCACAGCAGCAGCAGCAGCAGCAGCAGCAGUAGCAGCAGCAGCAGCAGGGGCCAAGCGUGGGACAAAGGCGACUUCAGCAACAGCAAAGGGGAGCUGCUGCUGCUGGCAACUUGCCUUUCCCCUGCACACAUUGACGCUGUUGCUGCUACUCUGGAGGAGUUUUUUUUAUUAUUUUAA
Eimeria tenella is the source of this 237-nucleotide messenger RNA. RefSeq lists its product as uncharacterized. Lineage: Eukaryota; Apicomplexa; Conoidasida; Eucoccidiorida; Eimeriidae. The transcript has 2 exons. The record is from RefSeq and is a predicted model, not a curated record. The coding region runs from base 1 to 237 and encodes 78 amino acids.